This is a messenger RNA of Ochotona curzoniae (black-lipped pika), 1232 nucleotides long. RefSeq names its product creatine kinase, M-type (gene CKM). The transcript is spliced from 8 exons. Lineage: Eukaryota; Metazoa; Chordata; Mammalia; Lagomorpha; Ochotonidae. Bases 76 to 1221 code for a protein of 381 amino acids. Gene Ontology annotation, molecular function: creatine kinase activity. The record is from RefSeq and is a predicted model, not a curated record. Gene Ontology annotation, biological process: phosphocreatine biosynthetic process.
GUCCCAGUGUCGCUUCCAGGACACCAGUAGCCCCUCAGUGCAGCGUGGCCAGAGCCCCCACCCCAAGCCACCACCAUGCCGUUCGGCAACACCCACAACAAGUUCAAGCUCAACUACAAGCCUGAGGAGGAAUACCCGGACCUCAGCAAGCACAACAACCACAUGGCCAAGGUCCUGACCCCUGACCUCUACAAGAAGCUGCGUGACAAGGAGACCCCAUCCGGCUUCACCCUGGAUGACGUCAUCCAGACUGGAGUGGACAACCCAGGGCACCCCUUCAUCAUGACCGUGGGCUGUGUGGCUGGGGAUGAGGAGUCGUACACCGUGUUCAAGGACCUCUUCGACCCCAUCAUCCAGGACCGCCACGGGGGCUACAAACCCACCGACAAGCACAAGACCGACCUCAACCAUGAGAACCUCAAGGGUGGGGACGACCUGGACCCCAACUACGUGCUCAGCAGCCGUGUGCGCACCGGCCGCAGCAUCAAGGGCUACACGCUGCCCCCACACUGCUCCCGCGGUGAGCGCCGGGCAGUGGAGAAGCUGUCUGUGGAAGCCCUCAACAGCCUGACGGGCGAGUUCAAGGGGAAGUACUACCCCCUGAAGAGCAUGACGGAGCAGGAGCAGCAGCAGCUUAUCGACGACCACUUCCUGUUUGACAAACCUGUGUCCCCACUGCUGCUGGCCUCUGGCAUGGCCCGUGACUGGCCCGACGCCCGUGGCAUCUGGCACAACGACAACAAGAGCUUCCUGGUAUGGGUGAACGAGGAGGAUCACCUGCGGGUCAUCUCCAUGGAGAAGGGGGGCAACAUGAAGGAGGUUUUCCGCCGCUUCUGCGUGGGGCUGCAGAAGAUUGAGGAGAUCUUCAAGAAGGCCGGCCACCCCUUCAUGUGGAACGAGCACCUGGGCUACGUGCUCACCUGUCCGUCCAACCUGGGCACCGGGCUGCGCGGGGGCGUGCACGUCAAGCUGGCGCAUCUCAGCAAGCACCCCAAGUUCGAGGAGAUCCUCACGCGCCUGCGCCUGCAGAAGCGAGGCACAGGGGGCGUGGACACGGCCGCCGUGGGCUCCGUGUUCGACAUUUCCAACGCCGACCGGCUGGGCUCGUCCGAGGUGGAGCAGGUGCAGCUGGUGGUGGACGGCGUGAAGCUCAUGGUGGAGAUGGAGAAGAAGCUGGAGAAGGGCCAGUCCAUCGACGACAUGAUCCCCGCGCAGAAGUAGGAGCUGCGCCC